Soboliphyme baturini is the source of this 549-nucleotide messenger RNA. NCBI's taxonomy places the organism in Eukaryota, Metazoa, Nematoda, Enoplea, Dioctophymatida, Soboliphymatidae. The record is from the annotation of a GenBank genome assembly.
GCCGGCCCUAGCAUCUUAGAAACCUUGUGCAAAUUUCUCAGCCGUCUCCUUCAAACAAAGCCUGUUGAUAUAUGCAGCUUAUUGAUGCUCUGCUCCUCCUGCAACCGAGCAUUUUUAAAGGAGCGCGAUCGCCAUGCCGUUACAAGAUGCUGCCUUAACGAGUUGACUCAAGCUCUGAAGUUCAAGCAUAAUUUGCACGAGUCGAAUUACAUUACCAUAAUCAAGUUGAUUCUUCACGAUUAUGGUGAAGCUGUGGGUGCUGGUAUCGAUGACAAAGUUAUGUACGUAACGAACGCGUCUGAAUGUGUCAGUGUGUACCUGCAAGAUUUCAUCGACUUCGUUCAGGAUUCGCAUGUUCUGCAUCGAAUGAAGAUGAUGGCCAGAGAAAGCAGCGCUCUGAGUGAAGACACCCUUGGCGGAGAAUUGAAAGCAGGGUUGUCAAAGUACAUAGCUUACGAAAUUUACCGUGCUACAUCCAGAGAUGCACGCUCCAUGUAUCGUUAUUUGCCGUGGCUUCUAUCGCCACCGCCGAUAACUCAACUCGGGUGA